UUUUUUUAAGAAGAAGAAUAACAUCAACACGUGCCGCUUGAAUUUUAUUUUAGUUGUACGUUUUAAAAUGAUUAAAAUAAAGAGAAAAAUGCCAGCGCCACCUCCAGUAGACGAGGACUCGGACAGUGAUUCGAGCUUCGGUGAAGAGGAGACCUUGGACGCAGAAAUAAACGAAGAGGUGGACAGCUCAGACGAAGAACCGAGCACCAGCAAGCGCAAACAACAGCCAAAGGAGGAAGAUGAAGAUGCUGCCGACGACGAGGACGUUGCCAUCAAAGAUGAAGAUGAGGAUGAUGACGACGACGAGGAUGAUGAGGAAGACGACGAUGAAGAUGAUAAGAAAGCGCGGAUUCCUGUCUUCAACCCACUCAGCUUGAUGCGAAACAAGGAACAGCGCUUGGCCCUCUAUCGCAAAAUGAAGAAGGAGAAACACAAGAAGAAGAUGCAGGAGAGACGCGCCCGUCGCAAGGCUGGUGUGCCGGCCAAUCCGGGUCACACAAUCGAGAGUCUGCGUGAGAAGGAUCAGACAGAGGUCGCUAAUCUGAACGACUCGGACAACGAGGAGCUGCAAAAAGAGCUGGAAAUCGAUGACUUCAGCACGUACUUUGAACGCGUCUACGAACCGAAAGUUCUCAUCACGUUCGCCGACAAUCCAGUGACCAAGACGCGCAAGUUUGGCCUGGAACUGUCGCGCAUAUUCCCCAAUGCUCUGGUCAAGAUCAGGAACAAGGCUUCAGUGAAGAAGAUCUGCAAAAGCGCCGAACGAGAGGAAUUCACAGAUGUGGUCAUCAUCAAUGAGGACAGAAGGAAGCCCAAUGGUUUGCUGGUCAUCCACUUGCCCAACGGCCCCACGGCGCACUUUAAGCUGUCGAACGUCAAGCUGACAUCGGACAUUAAGAGGAAUCACAAGGAGAUAACCAAGCACAGGCCCGAGGUGAUUCUGACCAACUUCACAACACGCCUGGGCCUAACAGUCGGCCGCAUGCUUGGCGCGCUCUUCCACCACGAUCCCGAGUUCAAGGGCCGGCGGGCGGCAACGUUUCACAAUCAACGCGAUUACAUAUUCUUCCGCCACCAUCGCUACGAGUUCUCCAAGGAGGGAAAGCGCGUGAAGCUUCGCGAAUUGGGACCCAGAUUCACGCUGAAGCUGCGCUCACUGCAGGAGGGAACAUUCGACAGCAAAACCGGGGACUAUGCCUGGAUAAUCAGCAACAAGCGGCACGCCAUGGAGUCGCGUCGUCGCUUCUUCCUCUAAGUGUAUUUCGAUUCUUUGUAUUUAGCGUAGAGAACAUAAAAUAAA
Messenger RNA from Drosophila subobscura, 1300 nucleotides. Its product is annotated as probable ribosome production factor 1. Gene Ontology annotation, biological process: maturation of LSU-rRNA; maturation of 5.8S rRNA. The transcript has a single exon. The record is from RefSeq and is a predicted model, not a curated record. Gene Ontology annotation, molecular function: rRNA primary transcript binding. Gene Ontology annotation, cellular component: nucleolus; preribosome, large subunit precursor. Bases 68 to 1255 code for a protein of 395 amino acids. Lineage: Eukaryota; Metazoa; Arthropoda; Insecta; Diptera; Drosophilidae.